AUGGAGCGCUUUCGUUCUCUCGAUAUCCUUCAUCAUGGUGGUACUGUUGAGUUUGCCCCUGAAACAUAUUGCUCUCACUCUCUCGAGGACCUCCGGUCUACCCAGUUGUCAAUGUGUCUGGAUAUCAAACCGCGAAAUACUGAGUUUGGCGGAUUGAAAGAAGGGCAGUCAUCAAAACUGGAGGUCAGAGCGAUUGGGAAGCCCGCUCUGGGUGGUUGCAAUGCUGCCGGUUACUCUAAUGAGUUAACCAAUCUCCGUGGUGACCCCAUAAGAAGCCCUAAUGUUGCGUCAGAGGAAUCUGAUGAGAAAAUCCCCUAUAACCUUAGUGUUGAUUCCGCAGAAGUUAAAUCAUUACAAGUUUUGUGCUGUUCAUCACUACGCAGGUUGCAUGUAGCCGAAACACCACAAGAUUCGGUCACUCACGAAAGCGCUUAUCUUCCUCCUCACUCCCCAUCGAUACUUCUGACGUCAGCCGUGAAAAGCAAGGUUCUGCAGGAUAUUCCUCCACACUUAGAUCAAUCACUUUUAGGACGGAAAGAAGAAGAAGGACAAUGUGUGGCUGCCAUUACAGAUGUGACAGAGGUAGAAUGCCCAAAAGUUUUCGAAAACCCUGUGACUACACAAGUGGAGGAUCCUAAUAGCCUACAACCACCGUGCAACGAGUCAGCAUCCGUACUGUCCGUUCCCGACUCCGAUAACAUGGUGGUUGAUCAUGACGAAAGCUCGAGUGAUAUAUUAGAUGAUGACGAUGGUCUACUCGGAUCUCGCCUUCGAGCACAUCCUUCUGAAGAAAGUGACAGCCCUUCGGAAGAUGACUCCCUAUACUCAGAAAUAUCGCAUAAGUCAACGAGUCAAUACACCGACGCUGUUGAUAUUGGGAUUGGCACUUCUGAUAGUCGUGCACCGCCGGCAACCAAGGCAGUAGGAUCUCGUAAUUUGAGCCCAGAAUUGACGCAAGCAAACGAGCAAGAAGCCGGUGAUACUGGGGAUGUAGAUGAACGACUUGAUGCUGACCAGGAUAAGGCGAAUCCUGCAUAUAUUCCCAGAACUGGAACCUACUUUAUGCAUGAUUACCGCAGCUCAGAAAAUAGUAAAACCUCACCGCAGGCCGAUUCCCAUAAAAGCCGGGCAGACAGAAGUAAAUGGCAGCACGACAUGUUUCGGUAUUACGAGCAGGGUCCUCGGUCAAGUCGCGAGCUCAUCAUGCGAUAUGGUUACGAUAUUAGGGAGGGAAAUGCUGACUCGAAUGCACCCGAAAACGAACCUCACUCACCAUCAGUAUCCGCUGAACACCCCAUCAACCGAGAGGCAUUGACCACAAAACCUACCAGUUCACCGAUUCAUGAUGAUACUGCCCCACAUAAUAUCAAUUCUGAUGAACGCGGUCAGAGCCACAUUAGCCACGGACGACCGCGCCGACAGAAUUUUGCGGACUACCAACGUGAAACAAAGCGUAUGGAUCCAAACGUGGGCCAUACACGUGGUCGCUUCACACGGUCACUGGGCAUUAGACAUCAAUUCGAGCAGAAUGAGAUACCCAAUACCGUUUCUCAACCGAAUGAAAUGUCUUCAAAUCAAUUCCCGAAAUCGAGGCUUCAAGAUGGGACAGGUUACCACCGUGAAUCGGGGAAUAGAGGUCGUAGAGCUAGUCGAAACGCAAAUUUCGGCAAUGCAUCUUCAGCUGUCAGUGAUUCUACAAUGGAAUACCCUACCAUUCGCAAUGACGAUCCUUGUGCUUCCGACGAUCGGUCGAAUAAAGUAGUCCCAAACCUGAGUUAUAGCUCCUCUCCAGGAAAAGCACCUCAUGUUGGCCCUAAAUCUAGAGGUGGUUGGACUCCGGCUUUCUCACAUAGGGAUGAUAACACCCGCGUCGGGACGGCCUCGAAGAGGUAUUCAACGUUUCGACAAGCAACUUCCACCACUACCUCAGUUGAUGCAUCAGAAUUAACUUCACGACAAACUUUUACCGACCCCGGUCUGGGGACCCGAACUGUAGCUUGCAAUUUUGGUGACCACAAGUUUUCAGAAUUGUCACGGUCGCACACUGGAAACUCCUCCAUACCUGCCGUUCCGAAAAAUCCUGAUCUGUACAGUCAAACCAGACCGCUGCAGUGUCCAGAUAUUCAGCAUCCCAAUUGUACGCGCCUCGUGCAGGAACCAUCUUCCCAUCGGGUCAGAAACUCAAGGCCACCCUUUCGUCCUUUUACAACUGGUAAGGAUCACCACGCUCCCCAAGCAUCUGCAGCCGCCCUGCGUGAGUCAUAUCCAGCGGAUCAUUUGGAGUUUGGUUCGACUGAGUUUAGUACCUAUCGCAGUCAUCAACAAAGUGAGUUUGAAUGUUAAAUUAUUCCGGAGUACAUGAUCGCGAGACGCGUUCGACUGCUCCUGCAACUAAUCGAGUUACUCAGCGUCGUCCACUUUUGGGUAGGCAACCAUUCAAGCCCCUCGAGAUUCUAGACCCAGGGGACCAGUUAACUCCAGUAGCUGAAAACGCCAGAGUGGGAAACAAACGUGACCCCGGUACUGGCAGCUGGUUUGUCACGCCAAAACCCGUGUCUUCUAGCCAAGCACUUGAUUGAAGUUGACUCAAGGAACUUGUAUUUUCCAUUCAUCUUCCCCACUUGUGUGGUCUUCUGGUUUCUAACCUGUGAUCCACAAAUUGCCGAAUGUUGGUUGUUUAUUCACACAUUGUUGCAUGAUCCUUGCUGCAUCUGCAUGAAUUACUCUUAGUUCAUCCAUAUCACGUUCAUACAAUACAUAGGAG
Opisthorchis viverrini is the source of this 2764-nucleotide messenger RNA. RefSeq lists its product as hypothetical. NCBI's taxonomy places the organism in Eukaryota, Metazoa, Platyhelminthes, Trematoda, Opisthorchiida, Opisthorchiidae. Gene Ontology annotation, biological process: mRNA processing. Gene Ontology annotation, cellular component: exon-exon junction complex. The record is from RefSeq and is a predicted model, not a curated record. The transcript has 2 exons. The coding region runs from base 1 to 2343 and encodes 780 amino acids. Gene Ontology annotation, molecular function: mRNA binding.